Dentiscutata erythropus is the source of this 1286-nucleotide messenger RNA. Lineage: Eukaryota; Fungi; Glomeromycota; Glomeromycetes; Diversisporales; Gigasporaceae. The record is from the annotation of a GenBank genome assembly.
AUGCAUUUAAUAGGAGAGGAAUAUGAGACAAUAGCAACGAGACGUCCAAGGCGUGCGGCGACUCAGAGUGUCUCUUAUCAGACAAAACCUGCUCGUGCCAUAAGAACAACUCGCUCUUCAACACGUAAACGAUCACAACCAGCAACAUCACCUCCACCUUCACCACCUUCACCGCCUUCACCUGUCGAAAUAAGUGUAAAAAAAGUUGAUGCACCUGAUAAGGAAACAAAACAAGAACCUUAUUCAAUGGAGAUUGAUGAAUCUAAACAGGAACAAUCUCAUCCAACUAGAAUUCGUCUUAGAUUACAUUCACCCGAACGUAGUACAUCACCUGUUUCCGAAAAACCAAUAAAACGAAAACGUAAAGCUGGUCGACCACGUAAGAAUGAAUCAAGUCAUCGAAUUACUUUAUCUACUGGUAAUCACAAGAAAGUUAAGGGAUUAUCACACUCAAUAGAAGAUGCGGAUGAGGCGGACAAUGAAAUGGAUGAUCGAUUACAAAAAAAUAAUGAUGAUGAUCAAUCAACUAUAAAAAAUGAAGAAGUUACAUCUAAAGAAGAUAAAUCUAAGGAAGGGAAUAAUAUGAAACUAGAUGUAGACAGUGAAGAAAAUGAAAUUAUAGAUGAAAAAGGUGAACAAAAAAUUACAAAAGAUGGGGAACUCUUAGGAGGGAGAAAAUAUAAAGUCCCCGUCUUCCAAUUAGAAUCACGUGAAUCUACCUUAUACAUGUGUUCUAUGGAGCCAGCAAAAUGUUUGGGUUUUCGGGAUAGUUAUUUGUUUUUCUCAAAAAAUCCUUCCUUAAAACGUAUCUCUGCAACAGAUGAGGAACGUGAAUGGCUUGUUGCAAAUGGCUAUCUACCUUCCAAUUUUCGAAAUAGAGCAAUUACGAUAGUACGAUCCAAUUAUAUGCCAAAUCCUCGUGCUCUUAUAAGUGAAACUAAUUGGAUGUAUCAUGUAGCACUUUCAUGCCGUGAUUUUAAUAAUAGAUUAAAUAUCCAUCGUUCUGAAAAAACAAAGUUUUACGAUCCACAUACUAAUAACGAACAAAUUCCUCGUGACACUCAACCAACACGUAUUCAAGUUGAAAUGGUUUCUUCUCCUCAUUUUUAUAUAAGAAAGGGACAAACUACCACAAUAGAACCUGAAUUACAAUUUAAACCAAGAUUUAUAAAUCCUCUUGGAAAACUUACUACGGGGGUUACAGAAGUAUUACCUCCUGAUAUAAAAGAGAUAGUUGAAAAUAUGAAGAAAAAUGAAGAAGCUGCUGAAUGCAAAAUUGAGAACAA